Molecule: messenger RNA, 1124 nt
Organism: Penicilliopsis zonata CBS 506.65
Lineage: Eukaryota; Fungi; Ascomycota; Eurotiomycetes; Eurotiales; Aspergillaceae
Exons: 5
Coding region: 1-771 (256 amino acids)
Biological process (GO): coenzyme A catabolic process
Molecular function (GO): coenzyme A diphosphatase activity; acetyl-CoA hydrolase activity
Source: RefSeq, a predicted model, not a curated record
AUGCUCUCCGCCGAAUCAGCAUCCGCCAUCGAGCGUCUACGAAACUACACCCCCCCACCCUCGACAUACACGUCCAUCCCCCUCUCCCGCCAGGCAGCGGUGCUGAUACUCCUGUAUGGCGAUCGCCAGGGCGACUUACGCGUAGUCCUGACCAUCCGAUCAAAGGAGCUAAGGACGUAUGCCGGGCAAGCCGCUCUUCCGGGGGGCCACGCCGAACCCAACGAAAGCGCAUUCCAAACGGCCCGGCGCGAAGCAGAGGAGGAAAUCGGAGUGCCGCGGACCAGCCUGCCGCCUCCCUUUACGAUCGAGCAUCUGUGCGAGUUACCAGCCAGCCUGGCGCGGGCGGAGGUGGUGGUGCGCCCUUGCGUGGCGUGGCUACAUUCUUCAUCUUCUUCGUCAGGCGAAGAAGACGCGGCCUCUGCCUCUGCCUCUGCCUCUGACUUCCUCCGGCUGGAUCGGAGGGAGGUGGCGGCGGUCUUCACCGCGCCGUUUCGCAAUUUUCUCCUCCUCGAGUGUCCUGGUGGUGAGGAUCGACAGUGGUAUCAGGGGUGGUGGACGCGGUGGCAUGAGACAGACUGGAGAAUGCAUCGGUUCUCCGUGCCGAUCAACUCGCAGGACAGCCACACGGUCUUUGGCUUGACGGCGCGCAUCCUCGUCGAUGCGGCUCGCGUUGCUUAUGCCCUGGAGCCGCAGUUCGAGCAUAACACCCCCUUGGGCGAUGAGGAGCUGAUCGCCAGGCUCAAGAGGAACGGGGGCUUGGCCCAGUUGUGAUUCCCUUUUUUUUUCCCUUGUUUGCCUGUUUCCUUUUUUUUCUCUCUUUUUUUCUUUUUUUUUUUCCCUCUCGUUCUCUUUUCUGACAGGUAGACAGCAUAGUGGGCACUGAGUAACGACUGGUAGAGUUGGCAACGCAUCCCUUACUUGUGUCACGCUCGGAUUCGCCGUGCGAGAAAUAAUCAGGUUCCCUCCCCAAUCUAUCCUUCGUUUAUUUUCGCCCUUUUUCAUUUAUUUCCCUCUUCUUUUUUCUGCGAGGGACCGGCCUCGGAUCCGGUGAUUCGAGGAGACUGAGGGGGGGAAGAGACAUUAUUAGGCGAUGUUUGCCCGGAGUUUCUUUGUUGUUGCUGCGG